CCUCUCUCUCUGACCAGCUUCACUGCAAGAGGCACUCACCCUGCAACUGAGUGUAUGUUCACUCAGCCUGGGCAAAGGCAAGGCAGAAAACAUCACAUCCAGUCUCAGUCCUCUGGUGCUUUGUUGUCGCUGGACGCGCAAUUACGCACGGCUACAGCUGCACCGUCCAAGUUCCGGUAUCAGGAUCGCUUUAAUCGAUGUAUUUUGCAACAUUAACGGGACAUCUAUCAUUCUGUCUUCCGUGUAAGUGAAUUCCCAUCUGUAAAGCCUCCCGAAAGUGAUGCGCUGGAAUAUGAUCUCCGCGUAAACUUCUCCUCACUUUUCUUAGUUUCUCUCCGCUCAAAAUCCUCCAUUGAAAAUGCAAAUCCUCCUGUACGCAGCUGUGCUCCUUUACCUCAAGGAGUCUGCCGGCGCAGAGCCGAAAGCCAAGUGUCCAACGCGGUGCGAUGUGAGUACCUGCCCGAGCCCCAGCUGCCCCAGCGGCUACGUGCCGGACCGCUGCAACUGUUGCCUGGUAUGCGCCCAGGGAGAGGGAGAACCGUGCGGCCGCAAGGACGACCUACCGUGCGGGGACGGACUGGAAUGCAAACAUCCGGCGGGCAAACGGCUCUCCAAGGGCCUCUGUCAGUGCAAGUUCAGCCAGGAAGUGUGCGGCAGCGACGGGAAGACGUACGGCAACGUGUGCCAGCUGAAGGCGACCAGCAGGAAGGCUCUGCAGCAGGGACUGCCGGGCAUCACCCAGAUCCAGAAAGGACCGUGUGAGACCAGCAUAGGUCCUUCACAAGCUGCCAGCCCGCGUUACAAGUUCAACUUCAUAGCUGACGUGGUGGAGAAAAUCGCUCCUGCUGUGGUCCACAUCGAACUCUUCCUCAGGCAUCCUCUCUUUGGUCGGAACAUCCCUCUAUCCAGUGGAUCUGGGUUUGUGAUGUCAGAGAACGGACUGAUUGUUACCAACGCCCAUGUAGUCUCCAGCACCACGCCAGUGUCGGGUCAGCAGCACCUCAAGGUCCAAAUGCACAAUGGUGAUGUAUACGAAGCCAGCAUCAAAGACAUUGACAAGAAGUCAGACAUUGCUACUAUUAAAAUCAAUCCACAGACGAAGCUGUCUAUAUUGUUUCUGGGCCACAGUGCAGACCUGAGGCCUGGGGAGUUUGUGGUUGCGAUCGGCAGCCCCUUCGCCCUCCAGAACACUGUCACCACCGGCAUCGUCAGCACUGCUCAGAGAGACGGCAAAGAGCUGGGCCUAAGGGACUCUGACAUGGACUACAUCCAGACAGACGCUAUUAUCAACUAUGGAAAUUCAGGAGGACCUCUUGUCAAUUUGGAUGGGGAGGUGAUCGGCAUCAACACCCUGAAGGUUGCAGCAGGGAUCUCAUUUGCCAUUCCCUCCGACAGGAUCACUCGCUUCCUCAAUGAUUCGCUCGAUAAGCACAGCAAAGAUGUGAGGUCAAUAAAGAAGCGUUUCAUUGGAAUCAGGAUGCUGACUAUUACACCAGCGUUAAUUGAAGAGCUAAAACAGCAGAACCCAGACUUCCCCGAUGUUACCAGUGGGAUUUAUGUCCACGAGGUUGUUCCUCACUCACCUGCCCAUAAAGGUGGUAUCAAAGAUGGUGACAUCAUUGUGAAACUGAAUGGAAAACCUCUGAUGACCACAGCUGACCUGCAGGGGGCACUGCAGGAGGAGACAGCCUUGCUACUGGAGGUCAGGAGGGACAAUGAUGACCUACUCUUUAACAUUGAACCAGACGUUAUUAUGCAGUAGACAUUUGAAGCACAGCUUGCAGAGUUGGACCGACAUCUAAAGUCCCUUUUUUGUGAACAAAGACGUCAGUUGUUGGAAGCUCUUCAUCAGUGCAGUGGAAGUUUUGGCAAACUGGCUGUUAACUGUACCAAAGUAAAAGGAGCCCAUGGACAACCGGGUACAUUGCAGUUUUUCAAAGAUAUACAGCUGUACCUCCCACCUUCUCAGACCAGGUCAAUGACCAGGAACAGAUGCACACAUGUACACCCUACAGAAACCCUAACCUCUUUAAUGUAUGUUAAAUACUUGAUUAUUUGACUUGAUUCUACAUUUUUCAACCUGCAGAAUUUACUGCACAAGUACCUCAAAAAUAUGAUCUUAAUAUCAGGCAAUAAUGGCAACAUCAUAUGGUGCACAUCACAAAAGAUAAAAGCAACCUAAUGAAUGUACAGUUGAACUAAUACGAUUGCUAUUGAAUUUUUAAAAACAAAACAAAAUGAUUGUAUUCUGAUAAUGCUCUUAAGCAUGGUUUUUUUUUUCCAAAAAAGUUCCCAAAAAGUGUCUGAGGUGUCUGGGGGACAUGAUCACCAGCACUCUACAAGUCCAUUAACUCCUCUAGUCCACUGUUCCAUGGCCUGGACAGAAUUUCUGGUUGAUCUAUAUUCAAACCCUCAUCUUUGGUAAAACUAAGUGGGGAGAGCCCUAAGGUUGUAUCACCUCGGAAAGACAUUGGUUCUAAUUGGGUUACUUGUUCCAGGUCUUAAUCCUAAAACCCUACAGAAAUAAUCUGACCCUAGAAAUAUAAAACAGAGAAUGAACAGCCAUUUCAGAGAUUGCCUCCUUCAAAGUAUGUAUUUCACUUCACAUGCACAGCAUUAAGUGCUUGAUCACACUACAAAAUGGCACAGCAAAAUUCAAGGAAACAAAAACAAGUUUGAACCAGAGCCUACCUGAACCCCGGUGAGCUUGACUAGUCCCCAGCAGUUGGCUUACUGGAGCCAGGCCCAGGGCAUCGCCAAUAGUGUACUGAACUCAUCCAUUGUCCAUCACAGUCUCAACAAGCAGCAGUUUUUGUGAUCUUCUUUCUCCUUACUGUCUGCCCUCUACCCGGCUCUUUAUUAGACAAGACCCACUUUUGUGAGAACUGGCAACCAAUAGGACAAAUAACCUGUGCUUGUUGCACAGACUACUUUGUUUGAAAAAUGCUGAAGCGUUUUGAGGGCAACUUCCCAGAUUGGAACUUAUAGAUUUUUCAUGUAAAACUUGAGGAGGAUCUGUGAUAGGUUGUCUUUUUGAUGUAUGUAAUGAGACACAGACCCUGACCUGAGCACAUUUCGUGCUAUGUUUGUGAUAUCUUCUUUGUAAUGCUGUAUUAGCUUUUGACCACUGAUUGAUCCACUGACUUCCAAAUAUAGUGAACAACAUAAUUCAGAUAAUAUUGUAGGCGUACUUGAGCUAGAGACAUUAUGAACAGACUGUACUUGUAUAGUGCCUUUCUAGUCUUCCGACCACUCAAAGCGCUUUAACAUUUCAACCAUUCACACAGUGAUGGCAAAGAUGGUUAGUUCCAUCAAACAAGGAAUUAACUCAUUCAUACACAUUCAUCCACCGAUGCAUAGGGAGCAAUUUGGGGUUCAGUAUCUUGCUCAAGAAUACUUUCCGAUUAUUGGACGACCCGCUCUACCUCUGAGGCACAGCAUAGGCAUCAGUCCAAACCACAUCAUGCUCUAUGGGUGCAAAUGGAGCAUGAUACAGUUCCUUAGCAGGGUUCUCUAGUGACCACAUUGGAGGUCCUUCCCUUUUGCCAGAAAUAGUGAGAAGCUUGCUUGAUUGUUUUUUGUUUUUUCUAACACAAGCGCUGCAUACUGCACCAUUGCUGUGCUCUAGAAUUACUGGUAACUGACCAUUUCAUUACCGACUCAUCCAAAUAUUUGUAUCUUUUUAUAAUAGAAUUUUGUUAGCUAGCUAACCCUCAUAUGUGCUUAAAGCAGCGGUAACUGAUAUUGACUCUGGCUUGGUCCCCACCAUCUUCUGAGACAAAAUAUCUGUCUCUUUAGCUGCUAAAUGCUCCACCAUGUUCACCAGUUUGUAACCCCUCUGUCUCUGUCUGUCGGCAGGUGGUGUACCAUGGGUUUUUGAGAGCUUUUUCAUUAAGAAUAGCAGCAGAAAUGAGGUUGAUGAUCCAAAAUAAGUUGUGGGCCAAAAAACCAAAGAGGCUAAAAAGCUCCAUAGCACUGAGGUAAACUGCAGAGUUUGUAAUAAUUCUCUGUGGAUCUCUGUGGCAAGGGGUCACUAGAAGUGACAGUCACAAUACAUAAAGGCAUUUAUUUUAUUUUACUAUACAAAUAUUCAUUUUCAACAGUCAUUGCAUAGAUAAAAAGACUGCUGGCUACUGAAACCAACAAAAGGUUUUUGUGCUAAAGCUAAAAAAAUCCUGGAUCAAUCUCAGUAGUGUACACAGAGAUGAAAAAUAAUUUCCCUUUUAUUAAAGCUUUCCUUUUAAGGUCUUGUGUGUACAUUUAGGAGGAUCCAUUGUCAGAAAUGCUAUAUAGUAUUCAUAGGUAGGUUUUCAUAGGAAUCAUGUUUUCGUUACCUUAAAAUGGGAGGACUCUACAGUCCUCUAUGUUGAACUGCCAUGUUUCUACAGUAGCCCAGAACGGACAAACCAAACCCUGGCUCUAGAUAGGGCCUUGUUGUGGGCUGUGUUUUUAACCCUAACAAAGUGUAGUUUCAAAGGCAAGUGGUAUUCAGUUGGUUGCAAUCUCCUUAACCAUCAAUUGCCACUUAAUCCUACACACUGGUCCUUUAACCAGCUUUAGUUAAUAGGUAAGUUUCAAACAGACCUUAUGAGCCUCUACAAUAAACACAACAAAACAUUCAGCAGAAUAUAAUAUAUGCCAUUAAUUUCAGAGCUGAGUGUCAGUGUCCAAGCAGAUGUUUAAAAUUGUCAUGUAUCUCUGGUUUAUGGUUGGCAUGAUCUUGAUGCUGUAAGAUGUCUUUCCAUAACCAAAUGUGAACCACGUGUGUUGAUUAAAUGAUGUACUCUGUUGGAACGAAGAGCACAAAAUGUGAGCAUAUUUUUUACGUAGUCUCACCACUGCUGGUGCUGUGGUUCAUAGCUAUUUGUGCUUUUAGUGUGAAUAGACUCAUGCUUUUAUCACAUCGACAAAACCAAAUGUUUACAUGUAAGUUGCCAACAAAGCAAUACUCUACAUCAGCCUUUGGAAGCAACUUUUUUCUCCAAAUAAAGUUUUCAGAAACUUGGAA
This is a messenger RNA of Dicentrarchus labrax (European seabass), 5008 nucleotides long. It is a transcript of the gene htra3b, whose product is annotated as HtrA serine peptidase 3b. Gene Ontology annotation, cellular component: extracellular region. The record is from RefSeq and is a predicted model, not a curated record. The coding region runs from base 359 to 1762 and encodes 467 amino acids. Gene Ontology annotation, biological process: proteolysis. Gene Ontology annotation, molecular function: serine-type endopeptidase activity; protein binding. Lineage: Eukaryota; Metazoa; Chordata; Actinopteri; Moronidae. The transcript has 10 exons.